UGGCAUCAGGCGUCCCAGGUCGCUGUUCACGGGUACAGCGGGUUUUGCUCCGCGAAGCAUUCCAAAGCUGCCAGUGCAGCCAAUCAUCUUACACUUGAUGCAUCACCAACGAUGCCACCACUAUGCUCGUAUACACCCAGUCCAAAACGGCUAGCGACUUGCCCAUUCAAGGCCGUCAUCGUGCCCUCAUCCAGAUCGGAGCCAUCCUGAAACCUGCCCGAUCUUCACCCAUGACUGGCUACAAUUGCUACUCCACAAUUAUAAAAAUAACGCAAGCGUAAUUCCUUCCAGAUGAUGAUGGCGAGUAAUAUUCCGGCAUUUGUAAUGUAGAUGGCUCAGCUCUAGGCGUACAUCCGGAUAUAAAUUCUAUCAAAUCCUCAUCCUAGUUACAGUCAAAAUAACAAACUCAGUUCUCUAUUACUACUACCGCCAUCAUGAAGACAACAACUCUACUAUUUCUCACCGCGGGUCUUACCCAAACCCAUGCAUUCCCAUCCCAAGGAGCAGCACCGCAUCCGCUACCAUGGUCCCCUCCAGGCCCUAACGAUGUACGCGCCCCCUGCCCAAUGCUCAACACUCUCGCCAACCACGGCUACCUCCCGCACAACGGCAAAAACAUCACCGAGCAACACACCAUCAACGCUCUCUACAACGCCCUCGGCAUCGACGCAGAACUCUCCAAAUUCCUCCACCAAGAAGCAGUAACCACCAACCCAACCCCCAACGCUACUACCUUCUCCCUGAAUGAUCUAAGCCGUCAUGAUAUCCUCGAACAUGAUGCUAGCUUGAGCCGCCAAGACGCCUACUUCGGCGACAACCACGACUUCAACCAAACCAUCUUCGACGAAACUCGCUCAUACUGGACCUCCCCAAUCAUCGACGUGAAGCAGGCUGCUCUGUCUCGCCAAGCACGUGUGAAUACCUCUAUGGCUACGAAUCCGAAUUAUACCAUGUCGGAGCUGGGUGCGUCGUUUAGUUAUGGGGAGACGGCGGCGUAUAUUAUUGUCCUUGGGGAUAAGGAGAAUGGGUUGGUAAAUCGGUCGAGGGUGGAGUAUCUUUUUGAGAAUGAACGUCUUCCGCUGGAUCUAGGGUGGAGUCGGGCAAAGGAGAAUAUCACGUUUGAUGAUUUGAGCACAAUGUUGGAUAGGAUUGUUAAUGCUACGGGUGGGGAGAGUGAGUUUGACAGGGAGUUGGCGAAGAGGGGUGGGGUGCAUUUUGGGAGGUGGAGGGGGUAGAUUUCAUUUGUUCUCGGUGUGUGGGUUGGGAGUGGGUUGGAGGAUAGUACAGGAAGUGGGUAUCGGUUUGAUUGAUGGAUGGGUACGAAAUGGGCUUUGAGUCGUCCACUUUGCUGCCCUGAUUGGCAUAUACGAGUUAUGUCUUUAUGAAACCUGUUGUUCGGAUUUUAAAUUUGAAUAACAUAUUAUCAAUAUCGUUUGCUGCUUUGAGAAGGAUUUUAGUCCUAGUUUGACGGUCAUUGAUGUUCUCAUCCUUAUAAUUGCACGGUAUGACGGAUAUGGCGAGGAACAUCGACUCUUCCUAGUAGCUAUACUAUCACAGCUUACUC
This is a messenger RNA of Aspergillus eucalypticola CBS 122712, 1564 nucleotides long. Its product is annotated as peroxidase family protein. The coding region runs from base 435 to 1235 and encodes 266 amino acids. The transcript has 4 exons. NCBI's taxonomy places the organism in Eukaryota, Fungi, Ascomycota, Eurotiomycetes, Eurotiales, Aspergillaceae. Gene Ontology annotation, molecular function: peroxidase activity. The record is from RefSeq and is a predicted model, not a curated record.